UAGGACUCCCGAGGGUAGAAUAGAAUAACUGAAAAACACAACUCAAUUGAUUUUGGGUUUUUGCAGUUGCAGUGCUGUUGUUGUUAUGGCGGCUAUAGCGGUGGCGGAGGCCAGAAAGGCACCACGGCCAGGCAAGGGCGGCUUCGAAGCGCACGGUCUGACCGAGGAGGAAGCGCGUGUACGAGCCAUCGCCGAGAUCGUGAGCUCCAUGGUGGACCUCUCACGAAAGGGCCACAACGUCGACCUCAACGCUCUCAAAUCCGCCGCGUGCCGCAAGUACGGCCUCGCCCGCGCGCCCAAGCUCGUCGAGAUGAUCGCCGCCCUCCCCGACUCCGACCGGGACGCCCUCCUUCCUAAGCUCCGAGCCAAGCCCGUCCGAACCGCCUCCGGCAUCGCCGUGGUGGCCGUCAUGUCUAAGCCUCACCGUUGCCCUCACAUCGCCACCACCGGCAAUAUAUGCGUUUACUGCCCCGGUGGUCCUGACUCCGAUUUUGAGUACAGUACUCAGUCUUACACCGGUUACGAACCAACUAGCAUGCGUGCAAUUCGAGCAAGGUAUAAUCCCUACGUGCAGGCUAGAAGCAGGAUUGACCAGCUUAAGCGUUUGGGUCACAGUGUAGACAAGGUUGAGUUCAUCUUGAUGGGUGGUACUUUCAUGUCGCUUCCAGCAGAAUACCGUGAUUAUUUUAUAAGGAAUCUUCAUGAUGCUUUGUCUGGACACACAUCUGCCAAUGUAGAAGAGGCAGUGGCAUACUCUGAACAUAGUGCAACCAAGUGUAUUGGCAUGACAAUUGAAACGAGGCCAGAUUAUUGCCUCGGGCCUCACUUGCGACAGAUGCUUUCUUAUGGCUGCACACGAUUGGAGAUUGGAGUCCAAAGCACCUAUGAGGAUGUUGCCCGUGACACUAAUAGAGGGCAUACUGUAGCUGCAGUAGCUGAUUGUUUUUGCUUGGCUAAAGAUGCUGGUUUCAAGGUUGUGGCUCACAUGAUGCCUGAUCUUCCAAAUGUUGGUGUUGAAAGGGACAUGGAAAGUUUCCGGGAAUUUUUUGAGAGUCCCAUGUUUAGAGCAGACGGGCUUAAAAUAUACCCUACACUGGUAAUACGUGGAACUGGGCUUUAUGAGCUCUGGAAAACUGGCAGGUAUAGAAACUAUCCACCUGAGCAACUUGUGGACAUCGUAGCAAGAAUCCUUGCAAUGGUACCCCCGUGGACACGUGUUUAUAGAGUUCAGCGGGAUAUUCCCAUGCCUCUGGUUACCUCUGGGGUUGAGAAAGGGAAUUUAAGGGAGCUGGCGUUAGCUCGAAUGGAAGACCUGGGAUUAAAAUGCCGUGAUGUUCGAACUAGAGAAGCUGGAAUCCAGGAUAUACACCACCAAAUUAGGCCAGAAGAGGUGGAACUUGUUCGUCGUGAUUAUUCGGCAAAUGAGGGUUGGGAAACGUUUCUGUCAUACGAAGAUACACGACAGGAUAUCCUUGUUGGUUUGUUGCGACUACGAAAAUGUGGCCGCAACACUACUUGUCCAGAGCUCACGGGGAGAUGUUCUAUUGUUCGUGAACUCCAUGUUUAUGGAACUGCGGUACCAGUUCAUGGGCGGGAUGCUGACAAGCUACAACACCAGGGAUAUGGUACACUUCUCAUGGAGGAGGCAGAGCGUAUUGCAUGUAGAGAACACAGAUCAACCAAAAUAGCUGUGAUUUCAGGGGUAGGGACACGUCAUUACUACAGAAAGUUGGGAUAUGAACUUGAAGGGCCUUACAUGGUGAAAUGUCUAAUGUAACAGCUAAUAAUAGUUAGUGUAAUGUUGUAGCAUGUCAUAGUGAUAUAAUUUAUAUGCCUCUAUCAUAGUAUUGCAUUUGCAUUCAUUCAAAGGCAAGUUUUUUAAAUUAGGAUACUGGUUUUUAUAGUUCACUACACUGAUUUUCUUCUCGAGAUUUAAUAGAUUGGAAUUUAUGAUUCCUCUAGAA
Lotus japonicus is the source of this 1964-nucleotide messenger RNA. RefSeq names its product elongator complex protein 3. The record is from RefSeq and is a predicted model, not a curated record. Gene Ontology annotation, biological process: tRNA wobble base 5-methoxycarbonylmethyl-2-thiouridinylation. The transcript is spliced from 9 exons. Gene Ontology annotation, cellular component: nucleus; elongator holoenzyme complex; cytoplasm. The coding region runs from base 86 to 1777 and encodes 563 amino acids. Gene Ontology annotation, molecular function: acyltransferase activity, transferring groups other than amino-acyl groups; iron-sulfur cluster binding. NCBI's taxonomy places the organism in Eukaryota, Viridiplantae, Streptophyta, Magnoliopsida, Fabales, Fabaceae.